Molecule: messenger RNA, 1077 nt
Organism: Penaeus indicus
Lineage: Eukaryota; Metazoa; Arthropoda; Malacostraca; Decapoda; Penaeidae
Exons: 7
Coding region: 127-1062 (311 amino acids)
Source: RefSeq, a predicted model, not a curated record
CACCGCGAGAUAGGACACUCAUGCCUCUCUUUGUCAGUGAAUGAAGUGGCGUCAGCGAGGCGGUCGCGUCCUCACGCCAGGCUGUCGUUUUGAAGGAUUCCUGAACGAGCGGUGACUCCCCUGACGAUGUCGGGGAUAGGUGGGAGGAUGCGAGGACGAGGCGCUUGCUGUGUCUUCGUGGUCCUCGUCGCUUGUCUAAACCUCGUCCAGACCGAAAUUACAACAGAACCCACUCUCUUAACCACAGAAACGACGAUCACAACCUCGGACUUCUCAACUACAGAAUUCUCGGACUCGCCAAGCACAAGAGAUUUCGCAACGACCACAAACUCUCCAGAAACGACUCCGGAAGAAACGACCAAUGAUGUACCAACUACCGUCUACCACAAGCUCCUAAAUACACGGAGUGUGUCGUUAGGUAUAGUAGUCCAAGAGGUGAAUUGGAAUGUCACGGUGUCAUGGGCUAAUAGUUCACAAGAUUCUAGUUACAGCUACAACGUGACCGUAAAGUGCGUGGAGGAAAUGGAAAAGGCAGAAUGUGGAUGUCUACAGUGCGAAGACUUUCACGAAACAACGAAAAAAAACUAUAUGAGUUUCAAGCUGAGACCCGCCACGAACUACAGCAUUGAAGUUAUCAAUCUGAAUUCUACACACAAUGAGAGUGUUUUUCAUGCAACACGCCCAGAAGAAGUGCUUCGUUUCCCAAAUGUGACUACAUCAGUGAAACGAAAAAGCGUGGAUUUUCAGUGGAAAAUCAACUGUCCCUACACAGUGCCUGGUACAUAUUCCAUAUUAUUUAAUGGGACCCCGACCACGCCGGAAACAGCAAAUUGUUCUCACAAGGUUCACAUCACUGGGCUGAAACCCUAUACGAAUUAUACAUACUGGCAACAGUAUCUUGGUGAGAAUUGCACUAGUAAAGACUGCCCCGGAGAAUCCAGUGUCACUCCCGCCGUUGGUGAUGGAAACACUGUAAACGUACCCUCAAAUUCCUGCCUGUGUAUACCGGACUAUUUCGAGACUUUACCUGGUGGUAAGAUAAAAGCCUUGCAUGACAACUAAACUCGAUCUUUGCUC